CCGCCAUUAGGAAGCUACCGGAGGGGCGUGUUUUAAACAGCCCACCGAGUUGGCUGGGUGGGAACUGAACACGCCGUUUCUUUUGUUCCGACGGGACGUCUGAUCUGCUGCUGCGGGCGCACCGACUCUCAGAGGAUGGCGUGAGCUCGGAGUUGCUCAGCUGUCAGUGAUGGAGGACCUCUGGUGCGUGGCUGUCGGUGCUUUCCAGGCGUGGAUGUUUGUGGUGGUGUUCCUCAUCAUGCUUCCUGCCAUGUUCGGCCUCUCUCUGGGGGUCACCGGGGUCUACAUCCAGAUCCUGGUCAAAAUCCUGGAGUGGGCCACGUUACGAAUCCAGAGGGGACGUCGGGAGCAGCCCAGCGUGCCCGUGCCUCUGCCCAAUGGGAUCAUUGAGCGAGCGGGGGGCUCGAUGGAGGAGGAGAUGGGGCAGCUGCGGAGCUCCCGGGCCCUGGCGGGGGGCGAGUUUGCUCUGAGCGACGCCUUCUACUUCUGCAAGAAAGGUUUGGAGAGCAUUGCGGACGACCAGGUGACCCAGCGCUUCUCCUCGGAGGAGCUGGCCUCCUGGAACCUCCUCACCCGAACCAACCAGAACUUCCGCUACAUCAGCCUCCGCCUCACCGUCAUCUGGGGCCUCGGCGUCUUCGUGCGCUACUGCGUCCUCUUCCCUCUCAGGAUUACUUUGGCCAUCAUCGGCCUCUCGUGGCUCUCGAUCGGAACGAUUCUGGUCGGAUUUCUGCCCGAGAGCAGUGUGAAGAACUGGCUGAGCGAGCUGGUCCAUCUGACCUGCUACAGGAUCUGUGCCAGAGGACUGUCAGCCACCAUCCAUUACCACAACAAAGAAAAUAAGCCUCAGAAAGGAGGAAUCUGUGUUGCAAAUCACACGUCACCGAUCGAUGUUGUGAUUCUGGCCAAUGACGGCUGCUACGCCAUGGUGGGUCAGAUUCACGGAGGUCUGAUGGGGGUCAUUCAGAGGUCGAUGGUGAGGUCGUGUCCUCACGUUUGGUUCGAGAGGUCCGAGAUGAAAGACCGCCACGCCGUGACCAGCAGGCUGAGAGCUCACGUCGCAGCUAAGACCAAACUUCCCAUCCUGAUAUUUCCUGAAGGAACCUGCGUCAACAACACCUCGGUCAUGAUGUUUAAGAAGGGAAGCUUUGAAAUUGGAGGCACGAUAUACCCGGUCACAAUCAAGUACGACCCUCGGUUUGGUGACGCUUUCUGGAACAGCAGCAAAUACAACAUGGUCAGCUACCUGCUGCGGAUGAUGACCAGCUGGGCCAUCGUGGUCAACGUGUGGUACCUGCCUCCCAUGACCCUACAGGACGGCGAGGAUGCAGCUCAGUUUGCCAACAGAGUGAAAUCUGCCAUCGCUCGUCAGGGAGGACUGCUGGACCUGGCAUGGGACGGAGGACUGAAGAGAGGAAAGGUGAAGGAUUCGUAUAAAGAGGAGCAGCAGAAGAUGUACAGCAGCAUCGUCGUCGGACAGAACGGCUGAAGACAGAGGAGCAGGAGUGAUGCUGGACAGCCGCCCGGUGAUAUGUGAAGUGUUGAACUCCGUGUGUUCGGAAAGCUGAAUCUGCAGGAAACCUCAAACACAGAAGCUGCAAGCGUCAGUCGGCCUGUUUCAGACUCUUUUUUUACUCGCUCUGAAAGUCUUAUCUUACAGUUUUUACACUGUCUGACUCCGGCGCUCAGCCUCAGAGCUCAGAUCUACUCUUUGUUUUCAUUUUCCUCACGUCCUGAGUGUGUGUGUGUGUGUGUGUGUGUGUGUGUAGGAGUGUAUUUCCACCAGCAGGGGGCAGUGUGUGACAACACAACUAUCCUGCUCAUCCUUUCCUCCUCCUCCUCCUCCUCCUCCUCCUCCUCCUCCUCCUCGUUGAAGACUGAAAACACUUCACCUGUUAUCAGACGUCUUCACACAGAAGUGUGUGUGCUGGACCGACAGCAGUGAUGCGUCCAGAAGCCUCGUCAGUGUGAACACGUCAGACGUUUUAAAUGUUGUUGUUUUUUAAACCAAAUGUCUGUUGUUGUAAGCUUCUCUUUUACCUGUGCGGAUCUCUGUGGACAGACACACCUAUAUUCACCUCACCUCUGUUUAUUUCAUUUUUCCUUCGCUGCAGUGUAACCUGACAGACAUCGGACAGACCUAAAGAGGCCUGAAGACAAACGGCACAGUAUAGUUACAGUCAGAUGAACUGAGCAUAGAAGAUGUGGUGUGUGUGCGUAUGUAUUAAUAAAUGAUGAGAUGAAUAAGUGAAGGCAGAGAUCAAAAGGAAAGUAAAUAAGAGGAAAAGCAGGCAAACCUGGAUCCACUUCGCCUUUAAAUCGCUCACAGAAACAAUCAUGAUUAUAUGUUUUAUAUCACUCUACUGUAUCAGCCGCCCAACAGGAUGGCAGGUGUUUUCUGGAUUGUUUUAUAUUUUUCAUAUUUGGCAAAAACCUAAUAACAGUGCUUUGCUCCCACAGUGAUUUUUUACAGUGUUUCUGUUUCAGUGUUUCAAGUAAACGCAUCACUUUAAAUACACAGAUCUCAAAAUGCCCGAAGCCACGAAGAGUCUGCGAUCAUCAGCCGUCACACCGCGAAGCGACGUCAGAAACAUGUGUGUGUGUGUAUAUAUAUAUAUAUAUAUAUAAAAAUAUAUAUAUAAAUAAAUAAAUAAAUAUAAAUAUAUAUAAAAUAUAUAUAUAUAUAUAUAUAUAUAAAUAAAUAAAUAUAAAUAUAUAUAUAUAUAUAAAUAUAUAUAUAUAUAUAUAUAUAUAUAUAUAUUCCCAGGUUAUUCUUAACAGCAAACUUAAUGUAAAAUUAUUAGAAUUUUUCAUAUUUAACAAAAAGUGGAACAGACUGAAAAAAGAAAUAAAGUGAAAAAAGAAUAAAGAAAAAGAAUCUAAAAAAUAAAAUAGAAAAAAAUAAAUAACAGAGAAAAGCAGUGGAGGAAAAAAAACAUGUAUUUAUUUUUUAUAUAGUAUAUACACAGCCUCUAUAUAUACAUAUAUAUAUAUAUAUAUAUAUAUAUAUAUAUAUCCAACAAAGACAAAGAGAUUCACGUCAGCUGAUGUUUUAAAUGCAGAAACACGUGACACCGCUUUGACUUUCGUCUCCUAACGUGUGAGUCAGUUCUCUAAACUGGAACUCUGCUGUGAAAUCCGAAACGAAGCGAUUGCAACUCACUGGAGAGCCGAACGGAUCGGUCGAUUAAUCGAUUAGUUGAUCGACGGCAGCUGUUCCGAUAAGCGAUUACUCGUUCGAGUAAACGUUUUGAGCAAGAAUGCUAAAAGAUGCAGCUGGUUUUCUGUUGGCUCUGCCGUAAAUAUUCACACAAAACAAAAGACCCAAACUGAAGCGCGAGGCCCGGACACGCAGAAACAUUUCUAUAAACAUCACGCAGAGCAAACACCAGAAGUGUGCUUUAUGCAGUAUAAAUAUUCAUCAGAUGUGUGUGUUUGUGUAUAAAUGUUCACUUUCUGACUCACUAUCUGUGAUGUUUUUAAAAAGAAAUCGUCGUCACGUUUAAUUCAUGAUGUCUUUUAUAUUUUUAUCGUCUGACUUGGUGAACUGUGUCUCAUUUAUUUUAUUUUGUUUUCGUAUCGGCUGUUUUUUCCCCUGAAGAUGAAGGCAGUCUUCUUCUUCUUCACUGUCACAUCUGUUUUAUUUCUGUUAUCUGCUUUCAUGUGUUUGUCUUGUAUAUGUGCAAAUAAGGAAACUAAAUAUGUGGAGUCUC
Siniperca chuatsi (mandarin fish) is the source of this 3713-nucleotide messenger RNA. It is a transcript of the gene gpat3, whose product is annotated as glycerol-3-phosphate acyltransferase 3. The transcript has 13 exons. Gene Ontology annotation, molecular function: glycerol-3-phosphate O-acyltransferase activity. The record is from RefSeq and is a predicted model, not a curated record. NCBI's taxonomy places the organism in Eukaryota, Metazoa, Chordata, Actinopteri, Centrarchiformes, Sinipercidae. Bases 170 to 1489 code for a protein of 439 amino acids. Gene Ontology annotation, cellular component: endoplasmic reticulum. Gene Ontology annotation, biological process: triglyceride biosynthetic process.